Messenger RNA from Kwoniella botswanensis, 1500 nucleotides. RefSeq lists its product as uncharacterized. The coding region runs from base 1 to 1500 and encodes 499 amino acids. The transcript has 3 exons. NCBI's taxonomy places the organism in Eukaryota, Fungi, Basidiomycota, Tremellomycetes, Tremellales, Cryptococcaceae. The record is from RefSeq and is a predicted model, not a curated record.
AUGUCUGAAUCAAGCUCCAGAUCCCUCAAGUCCGUUCAUUUCGCCGAACCACGUCCAUACCUCCAUCUCAUACCAGACGAACUCUUGAUCGAAGUGGGAAAAUACCUAUUACCAACUACCAAGUUACCCCUUCCAUCCUUACAGCCUCAUUUUGAAAACUAUAGACACCCUUUCGACCGACGUGGAAAUUAUGGAGAUUAUAUAUCCUUUAGGGAAUCGUGUCAUAAGGUAUCGUGUCUUUUGAAGCCGAUCGACAAGGAUUUUGAGAUUGAGAUUAAGAGUAAAGAAGGGUUGAGGAAAUGGGUGAAUGCACCUAAAGAAAAGCUAGACAAUGUUGUUCGACUUCGCCUUAAUUUUACUCUAGACCCUACCGACGAUAUACCCACAGUUUCAAUCAGAUUUUGGAACGAAUUCAUCUCGCUCUUACUAAAAAUGCCCAAUCUUGUUGAACUAUACUUCACCUCAACUCCAUUCUGCUAUCAUGGGAAACAUGGUCAUACCCUUUUAUUCGAAUUACCAAACUCGAACCAGUCACCUUUAAACAGUAUCAUUUCAUUUGGUAACGAAGUGAAAUGUCGGUGUUGCGCCGAACAUUUAACUCGUCUAUCAACUUGUAUGCCCAAUCUCAAACAUUUGAAAUGUACUUCUCAAGAUAGUGUAUCUCAAAUUAAUACUGAUGACGAUUUUGAACCUUACGAUUUCAUGAUCAACAAUGAUACUGAAAAUUUAGAAACUUUAUAUUUGAAAUAUUGGGAUUUAGACACAUUUGAUGAAAUACCUAUGGGAGAAUUACAUAGCGGUUCUCCAAAGUUGAAAAAAUUGAUUUAUUCAUCGCAUGCUAUCGAAUCGCCCUAUACGCUCAGACAGAAAGGUCUGGUCGAAGCCGUCCAGGAUGAUGAUCAAUGGCAUUUUAACGUUGGGAGAGAGAUGGGUUCAGAUUUGAAUUUGAGUGGAACUUUGAGUCUGUUCGCCGAAGAAUGGUCUCAAUUCAAUAACAUGGAAGAAUUCGAUCCUGGACUGGUCAUGAUUCCUGUUCAAUACUAUACACGGACCAUUUAUGGUAAACCUCCUGAACGGAACUCGGAUCCGAGGUUUCCAUACGCAUUACAACAAGUGCCUCCGGAAGUGCUCGAUCAAAUUCGAAUCGUUGGUCCGGAAGAGUACGAGAGGGUAUCGAAAGAAGCAAUGAUAGAAGCUACAAAAAUCAUGAAGACCAAUUGGACAAGUUUGGAAAAGGUUUAUUGGUGGCAAGAUAGGAACAAACGACCUGAUUCACCUACGAGAGAUUAUCUUAGAUGGACCGCUGUGAUUACCGAUGUGUCCUCGACUCAAUCAGACGGAGACGGUGAACUCAUGAACCAAGCUGAACAAAGUCCGAAUGGUAUACAGGUUGUGAUCGAAGGCCCGGAACUGAUGUAUCAUGAUCUGAUUUGGUCAGAUGAAGGAUCGGUUCCUCCCGAUGUGGAAGAGCCGCUGGAUGAGAGAAGUGUAGGAAAAUGA